Molecule: messenger RNA, 396 nt
Organism: Lactuca virosa
Lineage: Eukaryota; Viridiplantae; Streptophyta; Magnoliopsida; Asterales; Asteraceae
Source: the annotation of a GenBank genome assembly
AUGGGAUGUUCGCAAUCAACGAUUAGGAUGGAGAACAAAGAAGUUGUUAACCAAUGCAAGGAAAGAAAAGCGUUCAUGAAACAAUCAAUCUCCGCUCACUACGCCUUUGCACCCUCCCACUUCGCUUACAUUGCUGCCCUAAAAAAUAUCGGUGCCGCCUUCACUGAUUACGCCCUAGGGGAGCUCCAAUUUCCCGAUCAUCUUCACCCGACGCCGCCACAUCCCCGUUAUGAUUCCCGUCGUCCUCCACCACAACCCGAUGGUGGUAGCAGAUUCCGUACAUCAAAACGGGAGACGGGAAACAAGAAUGUACCUCCUUCAUCGGGAAACGAUGGAAUCGUGCCAUGGGAUUUCUUUUUUUUACGUCAAUGGAGGACGUCAUUGGGUCUGAAUUGA